UCUUUCUUUAAGCCUUCAAUGUAAUCUCCUGCAGUCAGGUUCAAACUGAGGUUCUGUUCUUCAGUGAAAACACCAACAGACUCAGACAUUUAGAACAAACUGAGCGUCGAUCAGCAGAAAGAAGAACACGGAAAUGGCUGCUGUGACCGCGACGCUCUGCUCAACGUUGCUGUUUGUGUUUGUCUCUGCAGAGCAGAAAAACAUCACAGCUGAGUUUGGACAGAACGUCACUCUGACAUGUCGAACUCCAAACAACAUCAUAGGUGUAAAGUGGAGCAGAGCUGACCUGGGAGAAGAAUAUGUGCUUUUUUACCGGAACGGGUGGUUAGAUCCAGAUAACCAGCAUCCAUCCUUCAAGAACCGGGUGGAUCUGCAGGACAGACAGAUGAAGGAUGGAAACGUGUCUGUGAUCCUGAAGAACGUGACAAUUAAUGAUGAGGGAACAUAUGAGUGUGGCGUCUUUGAGAUAGGAGCAAACCAACGGAAGCUCCUCAGCAUCAUCUACCUGAGAGUUGCUCCUCCAGGUCCAGGAGGAGGAACCACAGAGGAUGGAGGGAAGGAGGAUGGAAGGAAGGAGGAUAGAGGGAAGGAGGAAGAUGGAUUUCUUGGACUGAUCGUUGGUCUGUCAGUCUCUGCUCUGCUUAUUGUUGUUUGUGUUGUUGGUUUUCUGAUCUACAGAAAACGUAAAAACAAACCAGAUGAAGCCUCAUACCAGCCUCCUCCUGAACAGCAGCAGCUCUGAAGUGUCUCAGAGCUUUUUAGACAACAACGAGCCCCACAAUGUUUGAAUACCAACAAAAAGCACAGACACCAAGAGACAAAGAAGAAAACAGGUGGAUGGCAGGGAGCAGCUCAUCUGUCAGCAGAGACAGACCGUUAUUAAAAACAUAUUCCUCUGUGUCUGUGGGAGUGUGUCAGGAAACUAGAGUCAGUGAUGACACCAAGUAAAGAUAAAGUUAAUAAGAUGCUGCCUAUUAGAAUAUGUUUACAAUGUUAAAGCUUACAUAAUCUCAGUGUUUUUUUUACUUUGAUGUAGAUUAAUACUUUGUUGUUUUGCAUUUUUGGUCAUUUGGAAAAUUGCAAACAUUAUUAUUAGGAGUAAAACAUACAGUAGUAGCAGUAGUAGCAGUAGUACUAUUCCAUUUAACACUGCUGUAAGCCUUGUUUCUCUGUUACAGAACAAACUGACUCUGGAUCAGUUACAGUUAUUAGAUCUACUCUCAGAAAAACCUGGAAGCUUUUCUAAUGUUCAUCAAACCACGUCAUUAUUGAUUUAUUGAUUUGUAGUGAGGUGUCAGAUAUGGUCUUCAUGCAGACAGAGUUACAGAUGUCUGUUAAAUGUAUUAAGACAGCCUCGUUAGUUCACCUGUUCUGAGGCAGCUCACAGAGUUUGAACACACUGAGGAGGAAAUAUUUAAUUCAGUUGUUUUCAGUCAGGUUCUACUCUGUUAUGGACACAGACAGCCCCCCUGAUGGGGGCGCAUGUGUAGCUGCUGCAUUGAGUCCAUGUGGUCACAGAGAAACCAGGAAAGCAUGCAGACGUCUGCACAGCCCGUCACGUUCUCCCUCUGAUGGUGGAAUUCAGAGCUGGCAGACUCGUGGAUGCUGAAAGGAUCUUUGCUGCUUUAGCUGCCUCUGAGCUUCAUCAAUCACUUUGUUUAUGGUUUGUUUCUCACUGUUCAUGAGCUCAGUGUGUGUUACAGCAUCAGGAUCAGUGUGUGUUUAUCUUUGUGUGUUCAGUGAUCAGCUGUAACUCAGUGACACAUUGUUGUGACAGUAUCAUGAAGCACAGAGAGAAAUCAUCUCCAUGUAUCUGCAGAGAUGUUUCCUCUGAUCUGUGAAGCUUUACUCAACUUUUCCUUCAUGAAGGAGACGCUUCAGUCUGUUUGUUACUUGAAAUCU
This is a messenger RNA of Archocentrus centrarchus (flier cichlid), 1902 nucleotides long. Its product is annotated as programmed cell death 1 ligand 1-like. Gene Ontology annotation, biological process: negative regulation of T cell proliferation; cell surface receptor signaling pathway; immune response. Gene Ontology annotation, cellular component: external side of plasma membrane. The transcript has 3 exons. Lineage: Eukaryota; Metazoa; Chordata; Actinopteri; Cichliformes; Cichlidae. Bases 134 to 742 code for a protein of 202 amino acids. The record is from RefSeq and is a predicted model, not a curated record.